Ostreobium quekettii is the source of this 1329-nucleotide messenger RNA. The record is from the annotation of a GenBank genome assembly. NCBI's taxonomy places the organism in Eukaryota, Viridiplantae, Chlorophyta, Ulvophyceae, Bryopsidales, Ostreobiaceae.
AUGGCGGCGGCGGGAAAGGGGGCCGGGAUGCGCGCCCUGACGCAGCGCCUGCUGGGGAUGGCCGGGCCUGCCCUGCUGGUGGGGUUGUUUGCGUGGCUGAUGCUCGUGGACGGUUGGGCAACGGGUUGGCCGCCGACGGGGAGCGAAGGCGAGGAGGAAGGCGAGGAGGAAGGCUCGUCGUGGAGCCAGAAAGUGAGGAGGCUGCCGCGGGAUCUGCUGCUUGUGUUCCUGCUGGGGGUGUUGUACCUGCGCUCCAAGGCGGGGCGCCUGGGGUGGUCCAGCCCCGCGGCGAGUGUGACUGAAGAGGUACCAAGGCAAGCGCACCUUACAAGCGAGUUUGAAGACUUAACAGAAGCAGAUAUCAGGAGCAUAAAACACCUUUCGAAUGGGCAUGACUGCGUCGGAGCACUGCAGUCACUCAAUGCCAGCCACACACAUAGACUGAAGAAAGCUGUGCCCGACAUCUUCUUGCUGCACCUUGGUGAGCUGAUGGGCGAGAAGUCAGCAGUAAAGGCGCUCCAGAUGCUUGGGAGAACGGGGGAAGUUGGGCAACCAUGUGCUCUGUUUGGAGAGCUUCGGGAGAAGGGCACAUGGGACAGCAAUUGGAGCAACCCUGUGGUGAAGUCCCGACAGGGCAUCACUUUUGAGACGAGCAAACGGCGCUGGAGGAAUGGGCUGUUUGUGUACAGGACGACAACUGUAUUUGAGGACUGCAGCCCAGCUCAGUUCAGAACAUUCAACAUGGACACUGCCAGUCGAAAGAGCUGGGACUGGUCUAUGGAGGAGUGGAGGAGAAUAGAGGAGGCAUCGGACAACAGCACAAAGACGGACUCAUGCUUCUACUUUCACGAGGCCCGUAUGCCAGGGCCAAUGUGCAAUAGGGUGUAUGGAUGCGCACGUCGUGUGUGGGACCAGCCUGACGGGGGAUGCUACUGGAUCACCAAGUCGGCGACCCAUCCCAGCAUUCUCGACAAGCGGCGCACUGUGAGGGUGGAUGAGUACACAUCUGGAUCUGUAAUCCGAGCCACCAAGAGCCGCCAAGGCCUGAGCACUCCUGCAGUGGAACUCACCUCUGUGUACUACGACGACCCAAAGAUGCGGCCCAUGGCCUACAACCUUGCCAUGAAGACUGCCUUUUGGGCUGCGAUGCAAGCCACAGAGCAUGCCUUCCGGAAGUUUCUGGAAGAAUCUGGUGCAGGCGAGGCAACAGACUCACAGACGCGUGGCCUGGCGGGUGGGAGGCAGAGCGGCCGUCGACGGUGGCGAAAGGUGGUGAGGGGCGUUGUUUGGGGAGGGAUUGCGUUCGUGCUGCACAAAGUUGUCAAGUAG